Messenger RNA from Ixodes scapularis (black-legged tick), 732 nucleotides. RefSeq lists its product as uncharacterized. The record is from RefSeq and is a predicted model, not a curated record. The transcript has 3 exons. The annotation marks the transcript as partial. NCBI's taxonomy places the organism in Eukaryota, Metazoa, Arthropoda, Arachnida, Ixodida, Ixodidae.
UGCAUCGACCUUAGAAAGACGACGGCAGACAGGGGGAGCUGGGAGUUCAAGGCAGAGGAUGCCACCGAUGCGCUGAAAAUUGUAUGCAUCGACCUUAGAAAGACGACGGCAGACAGGGGGAGCUGGGAGUUCAAGGCGGUGGAUGCCAGCCGCACGCUGGGAAGCGUACGCAACGACCUUGAAAAGAGGACGGCGGACAGAGACAGCUUGAAGCUCAAGGCAGAGGAUGCCACCGAUGCGCUGAAAAUCGUGUGCAUCGACCUUAGAAAGACGACGGCAGACAGGGGGAGCUGGGAGUUCAAGGCGGUGGAUGCCAGCCGCACGCUGGGAAGCGUACGCAACGACCUUGAAAAGAGGACGGCGGACAGAGACAGCUUGAAGCUCAAGGCAGAGGAUGCCACCGAUGCGCUGAAAAUUGUGUGCAUCGACCUUAGAAAGACGACGGCAGACAGGGGGAGCUGGGAGCUCAAGGCGGUGGAUGCCAGCCGCACGCUGGGAAGCGUACGCAACGACCUUGAAAAGAUGACGGCGGACAGAGACAGCUUGAAGCUCAAGGCGGUGGAUGCCAGCCGCACGCUGGAAAGCGUACGCAGCGACCUUGGAAAGACGACAGCAGACAGGGGGAGCUGGGAGUUCAAGGCGGUGGAUGCCAGCCGCACGCUGGAAAGCGUACGCAGCGACCUUGGAAAGGCGACGGCGGACAGAGAUAGCUGGAAUCUCAAGGCGGAGGAU